Messenger RNA from Haliotis rubra (blacklip abalone), 780 nucleotides. RefSeq lists its product as uncharacterized. The coding region runs from base 1 to 780 and encodes 259 amino acids. The transcript has a single exon. Lineage: Eukaryota; Metazoa; Mollusca; Gastropoda; Lepetellida; Haliotidae. The record is from RefSeq and is a predicted model, not a curated record.
AUGCCAAGCAAACUGACGGACCUUGAUGACGUCAUUAAGAAGUGGGCGUGGGCGGCAUUUAUUAAAACAAAAGGACAACACGACUACAACGACUACCAGCUACAAGUGGUGUGGGAUGGUGUCCGAUUUAGUACAGAGCAGCCCACGUAUUUCUUUGGGAGAUACGAUUACAAAACACCCAGAUCAACGUCCCUUUUCAAGGCCAAUUACGACAACCACACCGACGUCACGCAUGACCAUGAGAUAAGAGAACAACGCACGACAUCGGCGACAGCGAGGGUUACAAUAAGACGAGGUUUUUGUCGUGGUGCGGAUGUAGGUAUAAAACUUACCGCUCCCGAAGAUGUCGCAGGCGCGUUUAACAACGGCAUAUUCAUCGCCGGUGAGGAAGACAACAGGGCAGAUAACUCUAUUUCCUGGGUGAUCAAGUACAGCGUGACAGCGCCACCUAUGCGGAGAACCACUGCCACGGUAAGAGUCGUUGAGAAACGUUUCAAAUGCUGCUUCAGAACCAACGUGGGUAUACAGGGACGGGUCAUCGUGUUAGUUGUAAACACCACUGACAACAGUCAGGUUCGAAUUCAGGUCGAGGGUGACAUUGCAACUAUCAUCGGAGACGCAAUAUACCGAAGUGAAAUAUAUUUCCCUAACUGUGCCUAUGUUCAGGGAGACAUGGUCAAGUGGCCAGUUAUUGGUAAACUACAUGUCUCGCAUGGCGUGUCACAAGAAAUGGACCUUGCACAAGAGCAACUACCUACUGGAGUGGAUUCCAGAACCUAG